This is a messenger RNA of Mixia osmundae IAM 14324, 1046 nucleotides long. RefSeq lists its product as uncharacterized. The transcript is spliced from 4 exons. Lineage: Eukaryota; Fungi; Basidiomycota; Mixiomycetes; Mixiales; Mixiaceae. Bases 42 to 1046 code for a protein of 334 amino acids. The record is from RefSeq and is a predicted model, not a curated record.
GCGUUCUCGGUGUGUGUGGCCCCUCACGCCUCACAGAAAUCAUGCAAUUAGCCAGACUGGCCGAAGUUGAGCAGCUUUCGCCGCUUGUGACGCGUAUACUAGGCGGCAACCCCUCCUCAUUCACACUGAACGGCACGAACGGCUAUCUCAUCGGCUCGGGACGGCGCAAGAUCCUCAUCGAUACAAGCGAUGCGGGAAUCCCUACCUAUCUGUCACGUCUCGAGCACACGCUAGGAACAGCAGGGCCGAACAAGUCGGCUGCUAUUAUCGAUCACAUCAUUGCAACCCAUUGGCAUCACGAUCAUGUCGGUGCUCUGCCAGAAGUGCUCGAGCUAUUGCAUAAACGGAACAAUGGUCCUGUGAGACUAUCGAAGCAUCGGGACGAAGAACACGAUGAAGAUAUACUCGAGACGCUCACUGAUACGCCGAGCGACAUCUUAGCUGAGCACACGCUUUCCCCGCUACGAGAAGGCGACCGAAUAGCUAUACCCGACAGCGACCUGCACCUUCGCAUACUGAGUACGCCAGGUCACACUCAAGACUCUAUCUCCCUCUAUCUCGCCUCCCACACCAAGGAGCCCAACGUUCUGUUCUCGGCCGAUAUGAUCCUAGGCCAGGGUACAGCAGUAUUUGAAAAUCUGACCCAGUACAUGGCCAGUCUGCGCAAGACAGCCGCUUUCAUCGAAGAGCAAAACGCAUCACAGCCCACGCAUAUCUAUCCUGGCCACGGCCAAGUCAUCCACGACGCACUGGGCAAGCUCCGAGAGUACAUUCAGCACAGACAAGAUCGCGAGGAUCAGGUCGUCGAUGCACUGCUCAAGCUCCAAGUGGGCGCACACGAGAAAGCCGAAGAACUGACGAAGGUCAUUUAUCCCGACCUGCCCGACCAGCUGCAUUUCGCAGCUACCCGCGGUCUGCUGCUAGUACUAGCUAAACUAGAGACCGAAGGCAAAGUUUCGCAAGAAACAGAUAGCUCCCAAGAGACGGCAUUUGCGCUGACCGAUCUGGGCAAGAAUGCAGCAGAAGCGCGAAGGGCAAAGAUGUAA